CGUCAUCGCACUAUCGUCUCUAAUCUCAUUCUCUAGUGGCAAUCGGGUUUGUUUUGAUUCGCUCACCCACUAUAUAUGCGAAAUUCAAUGCGUUUAUGGAAUGAAAUUUUAACGUAAUCCUUCAACACCAUCUAACUAUGGAUUUAAUGGAUAUUUUGUUCAAUACCUAUGUUAUAACUGCCGCGUUGGGAUUUUUAGUGUACUUUAUUUAUAGAUUCGCAACCAGAAAUCACACUUUUUGGGAGGAAAGAAAUGUCCCGUACGUAAAACCGUAUCCCUUCAUUGGAUCACUCAAGGACAAUUUUCAGAAUAAUCUAGAAGACUUGGAUGCGGAACGAUACAAAACUUUAGGCAAAAUCUAUGGAUUCUAUGAAGCGACAAAGCCAUGCUUGAUGGUUGCUGAGCCGGAACUUUUGAGGGAUAUUUUGAUUAAAGACUUUCCAACAUUCACAAAUCGUAGAUAUAUGGACAUGGGAGAUGACGUACUGAAUAAGAUGAUGACUGCUUUGCAAAGCGAAGAUUGGAAGAGAGUUCGAGCUAUUGUUUCACCCACAUUUUCAACGGGAAAACUUAAGAGGGUUCUGAACAUCUUUCAAGACUGUGCCAAAACACUCAUUCAAAGUUACACAAAAUCCGCUGAUUCGAAAUCACCAGUUGAUGUUUUAAAGUUUUAUGGGGCGUAUACUAUGGAUAUUAUUGCAAGUUCUGCCUUUUCUACAAAAAUUGACUCUCACAACGAUCCAGAUAAUAUAUUCAUCCAAAAAGCUAGGACGAUAUUCAACCAGGAUAUGGGAUUUUCUAUUCUUCUUUUCUUUUUGUUUCCGAAUAUUAUGAAACGGAUUGGAUUCUCGCUAUUUCCAAAAGAUACUAUGCAAUUUUUUAAGAUGACGACUCUGCAAAUCAUCAAAGAGAGGAAGAAAACAGGACAGAAACGGAAUGACUUUUUGCAAUUAUUAAUGGAUUCUGCUGAUGAAAUAGAAAAAGAAGAGGACACGGAAAAUAGUUCAGAAGACAUUAUUCGAAAUUAUGGGGACGAAUCCAACAAUAAUUUAGUCUUCAAAAAUGUUUCGACAAAAAGUUUAGGAAUGAAUGAGCUGAUUGCUCAGUGUGCCCUGUUCUUCAUUGCUGGUUACCAUACCACUGCGUUGACGUUAGGUUUUACGACGUAUCAUUUAGCACUUGAACAACGUGUGCAAGAUAAGCUUUUUCAGGAAAUCGAAGAAGUGCUGAGUCAAACUAACGGUGUGCUUACAUAUGAAUCAAUUCAGAAAAUGAAGUAUUUGGACAAUGUAAUUUCUGAAACACUUCGACUGCACCCCCCGCUUACAAGGUUGGACAGAACAGCUGAUGUUGAAUACAACUUAAAAGGUACAGGAAUUACUAUUCCCAAAGGUACAUUAAUAAACGUUCCUGUGUAUGCCAUGCACUACGAUCCAAAACUUUUUCCCGAACCUGAAUGCUACAAUCCAGAAAGGUUCAGUUCAGAAGAAAGAGAUAAAAUUGUUCCUUAUUCUUACUUACCUUUUGGUGCUGGACCCAGAAACUGUGUUGGAAUGCGUUUUGCGCUGUUGGAAAUCAAGAUCUGUUUAGCGUAUGUCAUCAGUACCUUUCAUGUGGAAACAUGUCCAGAAACGAAGAUACCUUUGGAGUACAACCGUGGACAAGGCAUACUUCGACCAAAAGAGGUGACUCUGCGUCUAACACGAAGAGAUAACUGCCCUCUGAAACAGUGAUAAAAAAAAACAGUUCGUGAAAAUACUGAUGUGGCCCUUUUAUAUUUUUAUGUGACAUAUUUUUGUGAUUUAUGCAAAGAAAAAAUGAUUCAUGUAUAUACACUGUAUGUUAUCCUUCUCACUCUCUUAUCAUGUUACCGUCCUUUCAUUUAUCGUGUGAUUUUUUAUACUUUUAGAUGUGACUUUUGUUAAAAUAAACAAUUUUAUACGUUUAA
Molecule: messenger RNA, 1948 nt
Organism: Parasteatoda tepidariorum (common house spider)
Lineage: Eukaryota; Metazoa; Arthropoda; Arachnida; Araneae; Theridiidae
Product: cytochrome P450 3A11
Molecular function (GO): iron ion binding; steroid hydroxylase activity; heme binding
Source: RefSeq, a predicted model, not a curated record